AUGGCGGAGGAGAAGGCUGGAAGCGGUUUCUAUGCAGACAUCGUCGACGGAGACGUGUAUAAGUACUUCGCGCAUGGCGAAUGGAAAACGUCACCUUCAGGGAAAACAGUCAACAUUAUAAAUCCCUGUACCCGUACUGUAGUAUACAGAGUUCAAGCGUGCAUGGAAGAAGAGGUGGACGGCGUGUUCGAGAGCGCCAAGGUCGCGCAGAAGAAAUGGGCCAAGACGCCGCUGUGGAAGCGCGCUGAGCUGCUGCACAAGGCCGCUCACAUCCUUCGCGAACACAAGGAACCCAUCGCCGACUGCCUCGUGAAAGAAGUCGCCAAGGCUAGAAAGGAUUCCAUUACCGAGGUGCUGCGGUCAGCGGACUUCAUGUCGUACUGCGCAGAGGAGGGCGUGCGGCAGCUGGCGGAGGGCAAGUUCCUCACAGGAGACAGCUUCCCUGGCAACGACCGCACCAAGCUCUGCAUGGCCUCCAAGGUGCCGCUAGGAGUAGUGCUGUGCAUCCCGCCCUUCAACUACCCCGUCAAUCUCGCUGUCUCCAAGAUCGCUCCUGCCCUCAUUGCAGGCAACGCCGUUGUGCUCAAGCCUCCCACUCAGGGCGCGGUGGCAGGGCUGCACAUGGUGCGGUGCUUCCAGGAGGCGGGGUUCCCCAAGGGGCUCAUCAGCGCUGUCACUGGCAAGGGGUCGGACAUCGGGGACUUCCUCACCAUGCACCCCGCUGUCGACUGCAUCACCUUCACGGGCGGAGACACGGGCAUAUCCAUCUGUCGCAAGGCGGGCAUGGUGCCAGUGCAGAUGGAGCUGGGCGGCAAGGACGCCUGCAUAGUGCUGCCCGACGCUGACCUCGAUCUCGCUGCUGCUAACAUCGUCAAAGGAGGCUUCUCCUACAGCGGCCAGCGGUGCACAGCGGUGAAGGUGGUGCUGGUGAUGGAGGACGUGGCAGAUGCGCUGGUGGAGCGGGUGAAUGCCAGGCUGGCGAAGCUUAAGGUGGGGCGGCCGGAGGACGAUGCUGACAUCACCCCGGUGGUCAGCGAGUCGAGUGCCAACUUCAUAGAGGGGCUUGUGCUGGAUGCCAAGGACAAGGGCGCGCUCUUCUGCCAGGAGUACAAGAGGGAGGGCAACCUCAUCUGGCCGCUCCUCAUAGACCAUGUGCGCCCGGACAUGCGGCUGGCAUGGGAGGAGCCCUUUGGCCCCGUGGUGCCGGUCAUCCGCAUCACCACGGUGGAGGAGGGCGUGCACCACUGCAACGCCAGCACCUUCGCUCUGCAGGGCUGUGUGUUCACGAGGGACAUCAACAAGGCCAUCAUGAUUGCAGACGCCAUGGAGACAGGCACCGUGCAGAUCAACGCAGCACCUGCCAGAGGGCCCGACCACUUCCCCUUCCAGGGUUUUCGGGAGAGUGGCAUAGGGUCGCAGGGUGUCACCAACAGCAUUCUCAUGAUGACCAAAGUGAAAUCAACGGUCAUCAACCUCCCUGCUCCAUCCUAUGCGAUGGCCUAG
Molecule: messenger RNA, 1503 nt
Organism: Closterium sp. Naga37s-1
Lineage: Eukaryota; Viridiplantae; Streptophyta; Zygnematophyceae; Desmidiales; Closteriaceae
Source: the annotation of a GenBank genome assembly